This is a messenger RNA of Candidula unifasciata, 272 nucleotides long. Lineage: Eukaryota; Metazoa; Mollusca; Gastropoda; Stylommatophora; Geomitridae. The record is from the annotation of a GenBank genome assembly.
GAUGCUCAGUCGUCGACGUUCAUAUCGAGUCUGAAAGACCAGGCGGGUGUCAUUGAUGGAAUGGCAGCACUCAAAGCUAUCAAGGCCUGGCACCCCAACCAAACAGACAUUCCUAAAAGCGAUCAUUACAUGGUGUUUACUGGGCUUGACAUCCGUGGAGCCUCAGGAAUGUCUUUACUUAGUGAGGUGUGUACUGACUCGGCGGUGUCCGUCAUUAAGAAUAGUUUCUCAGCCAAUGUUGGACGUAUCGCUGCCCAUGAGCUUGGACACAG